Messenger RNA from Trichoplusia ni (cabbage looper), 2201 nucleotides. RefSeq names its product zinc finger protein 2-like. Gene Ontology annotation, cellular component: nucleus. The transcript has 11 exons. The record is from RefSeq and is a predicted model, not a curated record. Gene Ontology annotation, molecular function: zinc ion binding; RNA polymerase II cis-regulatory region sequence-specific DNA binding; DNA-binding transcription factor activity. Lineage: Eukaryota; Metazoa; Arthropoda; Insecta; Lepidoptera; Noctuidae. Gene Ontology annotation, biological process: regulation of transcription by RNA polymerase II. The coding region runs from base 148 to 1824 and encodes 558 amino acids.
UCUUUUGUCUUUGGAUUCGCAUCUCCUGUCAAAUUAUGUUUGAUUGACUGGAUUGACUGUUUAUUUGAUGAAUACUUGUGUACAGAGAAAAUAAUACGAAAAUCUUAUUUAUUUCUCAUUUCUUGAGUGAAAACCUUUGUAUAAACAAUGGAGAGGUUACUAGCAUGUCGUGUUUGCCUCGCUACGGAUGUUAAUCUUUAUGACAUGUACAAAUAUAAGUUGAAAAACAUGUAUGAGUGUAUCAGUGGGCUUUGCAUAACUUCAACAGAUACCUAUCCGCAGUAUUUAUGCAGUUACUGCUGUGCCCUGGUCAUCAAAUGUGUAAAUUUCAGGGAUAGAUGUCAAAAAGGCUAUGAGUUGUUAAAGUAUGCAGAGAUUAAUGGGCAAAGUAUCAACCAAUUAAAGUCCCUCUCAUCCUCAAACCCGCUACCAUACACAGCAACAGCUCCAGAAGUAACGGAUCUUACGGAACAAGUUAAAACUGAACCGGAUGUAAAACAAGAACCAGACUUGUCCGAUGAAGAACCAUUGUCUAAUAAGGUGAAGAAGAAGUUUAAUUAUGAGGAGAAUGAAUUUGAUGAUGGCAAUGAUUUUAGUGGAGCGCCUGAUGAUAAUGAACUUGGUGGAAACGAAUUUGAGGUAAUAAUACUGACCAAAGAGGAACAACAUCAAGAGAUAUUAGCUCGUAAAGAAUCUUACAACUAUUUACACUCUUACUACAAGUGCGAUCUAUGCUACAAAGGCUUCAUACAAGAUGUGACGUACAGGAAUCAUAUGCGGAGACAUGAUCCGUCCAACGGCCCCUCACAAUGCGACAUCUGUCACACGCGCUGGCCGGACGCUCGCUCGCUAAAAUCACACACAACAGCGUCACACGAACGCAAAUACAUAUGCAAAAUAUGCAAUCACAUCACCAAGAGCUCCUUUCGUGCGAAAGAACACUUGAAGUGGCAUUCAGGGUACAAGUUUGUUUGCAAACUCUGCGGAAUGACGUUCGCAAAGUCGACGAGUCACUUGACACAUCUGAGGACGCGUCAUCCGAGUGACGUUAAUUGUGAUGUAUGUGGUGAGAGUUUUCUGGGAGAAGUCGGGUUAAAUAUGCAUAAGAAGAAGUCACAUCGAGGAUACGAGCAAUUAAAUCUAAAACUACAUUUGAAAUGUGUGACCUGUGGAGUUCAAUUUAAAUGUGUCGAAGCAUUGAAGAAACAUGUCGGUGACUUUGAAAAUGGUGUUUGCGAUCGGAAUAUCAGUUCUUGUUAUCAAUGCGGUGAGAAUAUAAAGAAUCAAGAAUUAUUGAAGGAUCAUAUAAAGACACACGAGGUCGCCGUUAGAUGUGAAGAGUGUAAUCGCAAUUUUGCCCACGAGCGCUCAUUCGCGGUCCAUUAUCAAAGGGUACAUCUAGGUUAUAACUUGAAACCUAAGUCUGGCAAGGAGAGGCCUAGGAAGUCAGCCUGGGUCUGCGAGAUAUGCGGCAAGAAAUGCAUGUCAAAUGCAACGCUGAUUUAUCAUCAACGAGCACAUACGGGGGAAAAACCGUUCCAAUGCAGCGAAUGUCCGAAGAAAUUCAGUGUUUUUCAGCGAUUACAGAUACAUCUUCGUACGCACACUGGUGAGAGGCCAUUCAAGUGUUCGAGCUGUCCGAAGGCUUUUAAACACAAAGCGGCUUUGAAUAGACAUGAUAGGGUGCAUUCAGGUGUGAAGCCAUACCAGUGCGGUCACUGUGCGAAGACCUUCUCCCAAUCCAACUCCAUGAAGCUACAUGUCAGGACAGUUCAUCUGAAGAUGCCGGCUCCCUAUAGAGGGAGGAGGAAUAAAACUGAGUGAUAUAUGUCGAAGUAGUAUAUAUACUUGUAAUAUAAAUUCAAAAGUGUUUGUCUGUGUCGCUUUCACGCUGGAACUACUGAACUUUUUGUAAUGAAUUUCGUUGUACAGAUAGUCUAAACUGUCUAAAGUCUCAGAAAGGAUAUAGGCUACUUUUCAACUGGAAAAAAAUGGUUGAAAGGGUGGGUAAUGAGGCUACAUUCUAUCCCGAAAACGACUGCGCGUUGUAAACUGAAGUCAACGCGGCCGCUAUUAUUAAGUAUUAUAAUUACCAGUGUAUCAUAAUGUAAUGUUAUAAUAAAUGAUCUGUUUUUAAUUGUAGUUUUCUUUGAACCUAACUAAUAAGUUAUCACAGCUUAAAUUUAAAAAUGAAUGAAAGC